GGCGGGUGCAAAGUUGGAAGUCGGUUGUGGUCAAGAAGCAACAUGAGGUCACCCAGGAGUGAGUGCUGACGGACACAAGGUGUGAUGGACCUCAGCUUCGAGGCCGAGAGUCCUCUGGCGCCCCCGGCUGAACUCCUGGAGAGGCUGCCCAGCUGUGACUGGCUUCUUCAAGGGGACAGAUGCCAGAUAUUCUUCCCACCUUCGGAGGCCCCAGGGAGACCCCAGGAACAAAGGUGCUGGUCUUCGUUCCUGGAACACAGAGUCCCCGUGGUGACAGAGGAGGUGGCCCGGGAAGCCCUCCUCAGCUUCGUGGACUCCAAGUGCUGCUACGGCAGCGCGGCCGCCGGCGACCUCGUCAUCCUGGAGCUGAAGCAGCAGGCCCUGCACAGGUAUCGACUAGAAACCUUCAGUGAAUCCAGGAUAAGUGAAUGGACUUUUCAGCCCUAUACCAACCACUCCGUGGAUGGGCCACAAAGAGGGACCUCCCCCAGGCUUUGGGACAUCAAGGUCCAGGUUCCCCCGAUGUUUCAGGAAGAUACCAGGAAGUUCCAAGUCCCUCACUCAUCAUUGGUCAAGGAAUGCCACAAAUGCCACGGGCAUGGGCGCUACAAGUGCAGCAGCUGCCACGGGGCCGGCACGGUGCGGUGCCCCUCGUGCAGCGGGGCCAAGCGCAAAGCCAGGCCCGCCCGGCGGUGUCAGAUGUGCUCGGGGUCCGGCAGGCAGAGAUGCAGCACAUGCUCAGGGAGGGGGAACAAGACCUGUGCCACCUGCAAGGGCGAGAAGAAACUGCUGCACUUCCUCCAGCUGGUCAUCGUGUGGAAGAACAGCCUGUUUGAGUUUGUGUCUGAGCACCAGCUGGACUGCCCUGGGGAGCUGCUUGCUAAAGCCAGAGGAGAGACCCUCUUUAAGGAUGAAAACACGAUGGUGUACCCCAUCGUGGACUUCCCACUACGGGAGAUCUCUCUGGCCUCCCAGCGGGGUAUCGCCGAGCACAGCGCUACGCUGGCCUCCCGAGCUCGCGUCCUGCAGCAGCGCCAGACCAUUGAGCUGAUCCCCCUCACGGAAGUUCGUUACUGGUACCGAGGAAAGACUUAUGUCUACUACAUCUACGGCACCGACCACAAAGUGUACGUGGUGGAUUACCCCGAGAGGUACUGCCGUGGCUGCACCAUCAUCUGACACUGCACAUCUGCCCCCAGAGCCCGCCACUCACAUCUGCCCAGGAGAUUGGCCGAGGUCUCCGAGAUGGCUCACUGUUGGCUCCUCUGGACAAUUGCAUGCAAACCCUGGUGUGUCCUUCCAGAGACUUCAGCUCCUCUGUCAAGCUACAAGUCCUUCUGGAGCCCGUCUGGCGGAAUCUAUCCUGUGUCUAACCUACAAAAAUUCAUCUACACCCACUGCUUUAGGAGGAAUAACUUAAGCGGUGGGGGCUUUGCCUCUGGCCUGUGAACUAAAGCCCUGAUGGAGCGUGGGGUUGAUUUUACUUUUCCCUGGGUCAGUCUCAGUUCUGGUGUGUCUCUGCUAGUUUGGGCCUU
Messenger RNA from Balaenoptera musculus (blue whale), 1535 nucleotides. RefSeq names its product ssu-2 homolog (gene SSUH2). The transcript has 12 exons. Gene Ontology annotation, molecular function: heat shock protein binding. The record is from RefSeq and is a predicted model, not a curated record. The coding region runs from base 85 to 1179 and encodes 364 amino acids. Lineage: Eukaryota; Metazoa; Chordata; Mammalia; Artiodactyla; Balaenopteridae.